ACUGACACCGUAUCAACAGAAGAUCCUGCAGCACAAUCGGCACCAACAUCAACGAACUCAAUAAUCACCACAUUAGCUGAAACAACGAACGGAGAUGAAAAAUCAUUCCCGUCAACAACAGGCGCUCGCUAUGCUUCAGUGUCACCAACUGCAACAAUUGAGACAACUUCGGAGCCAGCACUGGGCACCUUAGACGUUAACACCACGACCUUCUCAUCAAUAUCAGACAUAGACACAAAAUCAUUGACGCCUAAUUCUGAAGAAGACAUAAAAGACAGGCUUAAAGCGACUGUUGCGAAUAAAAUCACGUUUUCUUCAAUAUCAAGUGUAAAGGUAGUCACAUUACCGUUGACAACGACAAGACAUACGUUUUCUGUUAAGUCAUAUGUAACAAACGAUGAUUUAAUCAAUGAGACAACCAGUGCAUUGCAGGAAACAAGCACGUUAUCACGAAUGAUUUCAACAAGUGGGGAUGGACGCGUGACAGCACCGUCAACAGCUGCUGUAGAUGAAGAUAAUAUGGAUACAUCAUCAAAGACGUGGUUAAAAACAGCGAUGUCUUUGGAGGUAGCCACAACCAAAAGUAGUGCUGAGACAACAGACUCUUUUGUUAAAAACAAGCAAUUGACAACGACGUCAGAACCACGCUGGACCACGCACUUCGCAAUGCAUCCAAGCUUCUCUAACGCAAUCAAGAAAAUUAAACCAACCGUAACAUUUGUGCCUCAUACUCAGUCUGGAGGGACAACGCCUCCUUGUGUGACCAAAACCCACCAACAGUCAACUACGCAUAAUGCCGAGAAGUCUUUUGGAGGGACUGUGUUAGAGUUUUUAAAAGAGAAUAUGACGUAUACUAUUAUAAUUGGAGCCGGCACAGCGCUCUUCCUCGUCAUCCUGGUGGUAUUAGGGUGCGUUUGCAG
Molecule: messenger RNA, 920 nt
Organism: Lingula anatina
Lineage: Eukaryota; Metazoa; Brachiopoda; Lingulata; Lingulida; Lingulidae
Cellular component (GO): membrane
Source: RefSeq, a predicted model, not a curated record